GUACUCCAUCCUCUGCGACUCUUCCAUGGACUUCAGCGUGAUAGUUCAAGUAUACCUCCAUAAUGACUACACUAAACCCAUGCAUGUUUCUCCAACCACAGAACAUUCCCCCAAUAUCAGUGACGUCAAAGGCAAAAGUGUUGAACGGUAGGGAUGAAGACGCAUACAUCACAACUUUGACCUUUCCCACCUAAAGACCCAUAUAUAUUCACAUGGUCUGGGCGAGAAAACCAAAUAUAAUGACCCUUAGCCUUCUUCAUUAGAUGGACUUGUUUCACGCCAUCUCCCAAACUAUAGACAACGUCCUCACCUGUGACUGGUACGACUCUUUUCAAAAGUUGAAUCCAUCCGGUGGCGAGUCAAGUUCAAGACGCCAGAGUGACAGUGCUAUUUCCUCUGCAGUUUCAGGUGGUUUCAAUCAGAGCAUUAAGCACAGAGCAGCCAGCAUGUCCAGCAACAAGGAGAAAUUGAUGGAUACUGAGCCCGGUGGGGAGACUACUCAAUACGAGUCCAUCAAGACCGUGACCAAUCCCUCGGACAAGGAUCAAGGGCAAUUAGGUUCCGGAUCCAACAAAUCGGAAGGUGCUGCCACGUCAUCUCAAGAUGGCCAACGCACUGCCGAUAAUAUCAGAUACGGCCAGAAUAUCUCCGAGUCAGGCAUGGGCGGUAAAACCACCACUUCAACAGGCACUGCCAACCAGGACGGUGGUUAUGGGGGAACAGCAGACCAACCCAGCGACCAGAAGAAUACACGCAGAGAGCAAGGGUAUGGUCCUGGUUCCGGGAUCGGUGCUUAAGGUCUUGCCAGUUUAGCUUUAAAGUCCAGCCACAGCGCCUGCAACACUGCUGUAAUCGAAGUCCACCAUAGUUAUAAUGCCAGAUUCAAG
This is a messenger RNA of Exophiala mesophila, 887 nucleotides long. RefSeq lists its product as uncharacterized. Lineage: Eukaryota; Fungi; Ascomycota; Eurotiomycetes; Chaetothyriales; Herpotrichiellaceae. The transcript has 3 exons. The record is from RefSeq and is a predicted model, not a curated record. Bases 264 to 797 code for a protein of 177 amino acids.